AAAAAAAGAAAAGAAAAGAAAAAUGAGACUUGUAAGGGAUGGAUGGGACGGGGUAAUGAGAACAGCCCUUGUGAUUUCCAAAUCCAAACUGAAUGGGGGAGGAAAGGUACAGCUUUUCCUUUUUGAUCCAUCUUGGAAGACUUCUGUAAUGAGCAAGAUUCCCCAAAAGGAAGUGGAGAUUGUGAGGUGGCCAUAGGGGAAGAAGGGUAAUUCCGUGCAUACGCUGUAGGUUAAAAAUGGGGCCAGUGCACAAAGGGGCUUUGACAAGGAGGCUGGGUGAGGAUUAUGUUUUUAGGUGAGAAGGUCAUUCGGAUUGAGGCUUGACUGGUAUUUGGGACAAAGGUGUGGUGAAGCCUGUAAACAUCCGGAUGGCCUAGAAAUUCCUGGGGGCCACUCUGACCUCUGAGGUGGAGCCACCUAAGUCGGGGGGUACAGAGAGUAUUCUCUGCCAGCCAGGAGUUACCUUUCAGCAGAUUUUUUUCCCUCAGCCUCUGACGCAGUUGCAUGAAAUCUGUGCAAUUAUUCGAAUAUUUUUAUUGUGCUUUUCUCAUAGUUUAUGAAACUAAGUGGAAACAUGAGUCUUGAAAUUGAUAACGCCAGGCCUUAAUAGUCUUUAGAUAAAGAUGAAAAUCAAUAGGUAUGCUGAGGUAAUGGAUCAUUGGCUCCAUUGGAUUUGGGUUACUGCAUCCUGAAUUGUGAAGGCAACCAAUGCAUAGGUACAAAACACUGAAAAGAAAUCACCUGGAGGUGGACUCUGAAGGGGUGUGGCUCUGGGCUUGAUCACCCUUCCUAGCUCUACGGGAGCAGGAUUCGGAACUUUGAAGUCAUGUAGGUUUGUUGUUCUGGGAGAACACAUUUUCAGGAGCCCGUUAUGUAUGACAUUGAGCGAUUUGUUAUCGACCGGAGAAGGACUAGAAUGAGCCAGAAGCAGUGAGGAGGCAAAAUAAAGGCACAGCAAGCCACGGCGGCGGGUGCUGCACACGUGGUGUUAAAAUGAGUAAAAGUGGUCAGCUGUCCGAUGGUCAUGAGAAGUAAAGGUUGUUGUGAAUUCUCGUCUAAUAUGGGAGGCUGUCUUGAGAAUUAUAAUGAAGCCUGGGCAUGUGACUCGGUUGGCAGAGUGCCUGGCAAGCGUACGUGAGGCCCCGUGUUCAAUUCCUGAUAGCCCAGAAGCCAGGAAUGGCGGUACAUGCCUGCAAUCCUAUAUGGCAUGGAAUUCUUCCUCCUGGGAAGGUGGGGCUGGCAUUAUUCUUCCCCAGCCUCCUUGAUUACUUUCUUUCCUGGGUUCCUCUGACUGGGUUGGGAGGUACCCUGCUUGACGUACACAGUUGACAGGCUGUACCCACGCAUGCCUGUCCUCUUCUCUGCUCAUCUCAGCACGCCCGUUGAGCCCCAUGCUACCCAGGAUAAGCCCAUCUCUUUCCUUAUUAGAGGCAGAUGGCUUGGGAUGCUUUCCUCCUCAUCCUUGUCGGAAUUUUUCCCAAGCCUCAUUUUUCUGUGUGCAGCCCAUUUCUCUGUGUCUUAGGGGGAAAAAUGUCAGCUCUUUCCACUUCCGGAUCCUUCUGCCACUUCAUUAAUGUGCUGUUUUGUCCGUGGCCAAGUUCACUGAUGGUGUGCCAGAAGGAUGUGUUAAGUAACAAGCGGCCCAUUGCCAAGUCCCAAGUCAUUUCCUAAGGAGCUACUAUUUAAUGAACUGGUGGUUUGUGAUUGGAAGCUGGCUGGCUGGAGGGUGGUAGGGGGAGCCUUGUGGCAGAGAGAGAAAAGUAGAGUCUGGCUAUCUCAACGCUGCUUAGCAGCAAAUGUCUGCUAAGAAUCUUCUGGAUUCAGGCCCUUGUCAGGGAUGGAAAUUCUUUGAGAACCAGCUUCUUGCAAAAGGACUGUCCUUCGUGGAGGAAAAGAUCAAGGAGUCCGAAGGUGACAGUCGGAUUGAGGUUCUGGCUGAAGUCUGGGACCACUUCUUCACUGAGACUCUGCCCACCCUGCAGGCGAUAUUUUAUCCGGUUCAGGGACAGGAGCUGACCAUCCGCCAGAUCUCCCUGCUGGGCUUCCGGGACCUGGUCCUGCUGAAGGUGAAGCUGGGUGACUGGCUGCUGUUGGCACAGUCCAAGUUGCCCUCAUCCGUUAUACAAAUGCUGCUCAUUCUGCAGAGUGUUCACGAGCCCACAGGCCCAAGUGAGGGCUAUCUGCAGCUGGAGGAGCUGGUGAAGCAGGUGGUGUCUCCCUUCCUUGGCAUCAGUGGGGACCGCAGCUGCACAGGCCCCACGUACUCACUGGCCAGGAGGCAUUCCAGGAUCCGGCCCAAGGUGACUGUCCUCAACUAUGCCUCCCUGAUGACCUCCGUUGGACGGCCACUGAAUGAGAUGGUCCUGACUCCGCUAACAGAGCAGGAAGGAGAGGCGUACCUGGAGAAGUGUGGCAGUGUUCGGCGGCACACAGUGGCCAAUGCCCAUUCGGACAUCCAGCUGCUGGCCAUGGCCACCAUGAUGCACUCAGGGUUAGGGGAGGAGGCUGACAGUGAGGACAAGCACCUGCUUCUGCCGCCCAGCUUCCCACCGCCACACCGCCAGUGCUCCAGUGAGCCCAGCAUCCCCGAUAGCCCCGAUGAACUGGAACUAGAAGAUGGAGCAAGUGGCAGCCAGGAGGACUCCGAGAUGAACUGUGCUUCCCUCAGCUGAGCUGACAUCUCCAGGAUUUCCGCAUCCCUACUUUGUAGCCUGGAUGAGGACUGUGUGGAUGUAUCUCCUCCAUGGAUCACCAAGGGGCUCUUGUUUUGAGUGGCACUGCCUUAUUUCUUAGGGCACAAGCCAAGUCUCCAUGCCCCCGGGAAACACCUGUAACCCUCCCCACUGUGGUGUCUGUGACUAGCUCCUCAUGCCACUGUUCUCCUGACUUCCAGCCUCACCUGCUUCACCUGGAUCCUCUUCUCUGGGCCCUUCCCAUCCUAUUGGACUGGCUGAUGCUCCUAGUAUAUAAUGCUCUGGCAUUACUGUCGCAGAAGCUUGGACCACACAUGAACAUCUAGAAUGUGCCAGCCCUUGCCGUUCCCUUAAUGAUCCAUGAAGCAGAAGCCAAGGGGAAGAAGGAGUAGCAAAGGUUCUGUAUAACAUGGAAGUCAACUAUAGCCCUUAUCACUUACUUUAACUGCAGUUUCCUUGAAAGCAUUAUCCUACUCGUGGGUGAGGGUCCAUCCUUACGUAUGUCCAGAUGUCAUGUGCUGCCUACACAAAGGGCUUUAGCCUAGCAGAAUCUCUGUCUUGGACUCAGCCUCAGCAUGUUCCUCUCAGGCUUCUUCCCAGUCUCCAGGAAUGAGCCUUCUCAGUCACUGGUGCCUUACUCCUCUACUUUCAGGAACUGACUGACCACUUUCCUGUUGUGCAUAAGACAGCAACUGACCUAGUCUGUACCUGGAUUUCACUUGAAUUUGUAAAACGUGUAUUGUUUAAAAAAACAAAAAAAAACAAAAAACCAUGUUCGUGAAUAUUUGCACAUAGGACCUUGCACUGCUCAUUUCCAGUGGAGUGUUUGCAGACUAAACACAGUGGGCCCUUUCAAAACGUGCUGAAAUAGCUCAGAACAAAAGGCUGAGUAGCGGACAGGACUCACAUACCUCAGAGCUCUGGGGGAGCCAGACCUGUGUCUGGAAUGACCUGUGUUCUAAGUGUCUUGGCUUCUAGGGAAGGCUGUGCCGGAGUCAGAAGAUUGCCUCUUGAGCAGAGAAGUUGAGUGACUGGAAUGCGUCUGGGCUUUUACAUGGACAGAGAGACAUGGGCAUGUGGGCACGUUUUAUUUGGAGGAACAUUUAUUCUCUGAGAUUACAGAAGUACGCAGAAAUGUCUGGGAUUCCUGUCAUGUUUGUCUCAUGAUGCUAUUUGAGGCAGCUUGCUUUGUUACUGUGCUAGGUCCUUAUUAAUGUUCUCUUCAGGUUGGCGAAGGGGAACUUUUUUGUCUAUGUUGAACCUCUGGCUUCCUCUUUAUAGUUGUCUGUUGGUCUUGCUAAUAGAAGCUCAGAAAAACAUAGAAAGUUUCUCCUGAUCCUGCUCUUGACAUGUGCUGCCCUUUCAGGAUCUGGUCAGUCUUUGGAAAUUUUGUUGAUGGAAUCUCAAUAUAUAACCCACCAAUAGAAGAAGAGGCCAUGCAAGCUCA
Messenger RNA from Peromyscus maniculatus bairdii (prairie deer mouse), 4140 nucleotides. The record is from RefSeq and is a predicted model, not a curated record. Lineage: Eukaryota; Metazoa; Chordata; Mammalia; Rodentia; Cricetidae.